Harmonia axyridis is the source of this 1787-nucleotide messenger RNA. RefSeq names its product thiamine transporter 2-like. Gene Ontology annotation, biological process: vitamin transport; transmembrane transport. Bases 242 to 1510 code for a protein of 422 amino acids. The transcript is spliced from 4 exons. Lineage: Eukaryota; Metazoa; Arthropoda; Insecta; Coleoptera; Coccinellidae. Gene Ontology annotation, molecular function: vitamin transmembrane transporter activity. Gene Ontology annotation, cellular component: plasma membrane. The record is from RefSeq and is a predicted model, not a curated record.
AAUAUGACGCAAAAAGCUAUACUCAAUUCGUUCCUGACAAGGAAGGGUAAAUUGAAUGAAUCUCGUCAGUAUUGAAAGAAAAUUCAUAAAAUAUGCAAUUAAACUGGAUUUACACGAUAAAAUCAUGACACGUGUUUCCUACCAUGAAUCAAAAACAAGUUCCUGAGGAUGCUCUUUAAAUAGCAAAACACGUGAGAAUUUAAAUUUUCCGCUUGGUGAACUCGGAAAUAAAUCGAGAAGAAUGGAAACUUGGUUGAAGCUAUCCCUUUUACUGUGCGUUUUCGGGUUUUUCAAGGAAAUCAGGCCCUCCGAACACUACAUUUACGAAUUCCUGAGCGGGCCAUGGAGAAAUAUUACAGGAGAAGAAGUUAUAUCAGAAGUUUACCCAGUAGGGACCUACGGCUAUCUGGUUCUUUUGGUCAUAGUGUUCCUAAUAACCGAUUUGCUGAGAUACAAGCCGUUGAUAAUUAUUCUUGGAUUCUGCGGCAUUAUAUUCUCUUCUAUGCUGAUUUGGACAACGUCUCUAUUUGCUCUUCAAGUUUUAGAGGUCUUCUAUAGUAUGUUCAUGGCCUCAGAAGUUGCAUAUUACACCUAUAUUUAUGCAAAAGUCGAUAAGGAACACUACCAAGCUGUAACAUCGCACACUAGAGCUUCUUUGUUGUUUGGUAGAUUUUUAGCUGGGGUACUAUCUCAAGUUUUAGUACUUUACCACCUCAUGGACUACAAGGAGCUCAACUAUGUUACACUAGGAGCUAUGGUCUUCGCCACUUGUUGGAGCUUUCUCCUACCCCCGGUGAAGAACACCAUCUACUUCCACCGUGAAGAAGAAGAUCAAAUCUCCAAAAAAGACAGAAUAAGAAAAGGCGUUUCCCUAAUGCUUUCUGAAAUCAAAGAGUCUUACGCCAACCGUUACGUUAUCUACUGGUCUGCGUGGUACGCUCUUGGCACGGCCUGCUUUCUUCAAGUUCAAGUCUACAUGCAGCCACUGUGGCAGGAAGUAGUGGGCAAUGCCAACCAAAUCCACUACAACGGCCUUGUCGAAGCCAUCCUGACCUUGUUCGGUUUCCUUGCUGCCCUACUUGUUGGUUUCCUUGAAGUCGAUUGGUCGAAGUAUGGAAGACUCCUUCUGGUUCUCUGUUCGGGGUUUCAGGGCUUAAUAGUGAUAUGGGGCGCCACUACUCCCAACAUAUACAUCUGCUACUUCUGUUACAUCCUCUUCUCGGUGCUGUACCACUUCACGAUAACAGUGGUUAGUGCGGAGAUAGCCAAGAAGUUGAAGCUUGAUACUUUCGGUCUGAUCUUUGGGUUCAACACUUUUGUAGCCAUGAUAUUCCAUUCGUUGCUCACUGUUUUAGUAGUCAAUGAUGUCUUUGAUUUGAUGUUGUCCGUGAAGCAGCAGUACCUUGUUUACGGUUCUUUUUGUUUGGUCAUAAGUUGUGUUUACUUGGUUAUUUCACUUCUUUGGUGUUUUUGUCAUGAGAGGGGCCAAGUUGAGAUGAGAGAAGUUUAAAAUUUGUUGAUUUCAAAGUAGUUCAACAAAUUGGAGGAGAAGAAUCUUUCUGGUCAUAGUUUGUAAAGCUUAGACAAGAGGCUCAUUAGUGUUAUUUGUUAAAGACUGAAACAUUAUUUGAUGUAAUUCAGCUACUGCAGUAUUAAACUCGAUUAUCCUCAAAAGUAUUUUACGAUCAGUUUUUUUUUACAGGGUUUAGAUAUUAGUGAAUUUUGUUGAUUAGUGAUUACCUGUUUAACAUUUGGAGAUGUUUCAGUAAUAAAUAGUAAUUUUAGAA